AUGUCCUAUCCCACACAGCAUUUUGAGCAUUUUCCCACCAUUAUUUUUGUUUUACUUUUACUGUACUUUGCUGUUGUUGUGCUUAUAUUCGCAUUAAUCUUCGUGUUCAAGGUAAGACCUGAUUGUAGAUACUGUUGAAUUGAAUUUGAAUAAACUAACGAUUCCUCUUUGUUCAGCCGAAUUGGCUCAAACAAAAACCGAUGGAUGGGGACAUCUGGCAAAUGACCGACUGUUCUUUCAUGAACUACUGCAUUCCCUGUACCGAUUGCAGUUUCAGGCAUUUACUUCGCUCUGUUUGUCCGGCACAGGUUCAACUUAUUUUGCAUAAAAAGAUCGCAUAUCUUCUUUUUUAGAAUUGGCGCAAAAUGAUUCUCUGUGAUGGCCAAUGUUUUCAUCGGAACGAAACGAAUAGAAUUGAUUUUCUGUGCUGCACAGUUUGA
Molecule: messenger RNA, 440 nt
Organism: Caenorhabditis auriculariae
Lineage: Eukaryota; Metazoa; Nematoda; Chromadorea; Rhabditida; Rhabditidae
Source: the annotation of a GenBank genome assembly